Molecule: messenger RNA, 1628 nt
Organism: Sinocyclocheilus grahami
Lineage: Eukaryota; Metazoa; Chordata; Actinopteri; Cypriniformes; Cyprinidae
Product: nuclear factor 7, ovary-like
Exons: 4
Coding region: 564-1307 (247 amino acids)
Molecular function (GO): protein binding
Source: RefSeq, a predicted model, not a curated record
AGAGCGAGAGAGAAAAGAAACGGAUGGAGAAAAAAAGAAAACAGUAAUAGAUGCAAAUAGAAAUGCGAAUGGAAACGCGAAUGACAAGCUAACCUGCUAACGAAUGCUAACAAGCUGCACUCGCGGCUUUAGCUUAAAAGCGAAUUAUCAAAUUUGUCAGAUUAGUUUGAUAGAUAAUAUCAGAACAAUUGUGGAAAUUAAGUUAUAGUUUAUCACUUUAAACAACAGAGAGUGAUAGUAAGAUAGAUAUAUAACAGAAAAGCGAAGCUAUACAAAGCUAUAAUUGCAAACCACUCAGCAGCACAAAAUACAGUGAAUUAAUUAAGGCAGAUGCUACUUGCAUGCAUGAUUAGUCAUUAGUAACCCACACUUACCCACUCAUGCUUCAUGCUGCUGCAGAAUAAUUUGCGUCAUUUUAAGUGAAUGUGGUUUGAUUUCAGUCUCAAACUGAGCACACAGAGCGUCAGAAUAAACAGCAGUUUGAGAAGCUUCAUCAGUUUCUCAGAGAUGAAGAAGAAGCUACAAUCACUGCACUGAGGGAGGAAGAGGAGCAGAAGAAGAACAUGAUGGAGAAGCUGGAGGAGAUCAACAGACUCAUCUCAGCUCUUUCACACACAAUCAAAGACACAGAGGAGAUGAUGAAAGACAAUGACAUCUGCUUUCUGAAGAAGUUUCCAGUCUCAAUGGAAAGAGUCCAGAUCUUGCAGCCCGAUCUACAGAUUCCUUCUGAAGCUUUGAUUCAUGUGCCACGUUACUUGGGCAACCUGCCCUUCAGAGUCUGGAAGAAGAUGCGGGACAUAGUCCAAAACACUCCUGUGAUUCUGGAUCCAAACACGGCUCAUCCACGUCUCCUCGUGUCUGAUGAUCUGACCAGUCUGAGAUGGAGCGAGAACAAACAACCGCUUCCUGAUAAUCCAGAGAGAUUUGAUGAUUAUUACUGUGUUUUGGGUUCAGAGGGUUUUAACUCAGGAACACACUGCUGGGAUGUGGAGGUUAAAGAGAGUUUAUGCUGGAGUCUUGGAGUGACUACAGCAUCUAACAAAAGGAAGGGGUGUGAUUUUUAUAACACUGAUGUCUGGAAUGUGCAGUAUGAUCAGUAUGGAUUGUGUGAACGGUCUGGUUUCCAUGUUAAACAGUAUCUUGAGCGUGUAAGAGUUGAUCUGGACUAUGACAGAGGAACUGUGUCAUUCUCUGAUCCUGUAACUAACACACAUCUACACACAUUCACAACCACUUUCACUGACACUGUCUUUCCAUCCUUUGAUAGUUUUUCCCCUCUCAGGAUCUUACCGUUUAGUAGUCAGUAAACAGGUCUGUAGGUCUGGAUCUUCCUGCUUUCAUCUUUUAUAUUCAUAAAUUAUUUGUCUUUUUCUUUUUUCUGUAGCAAUUCAGGGUUAUUACCAUUUACCCCAUCAAGGCUGUGUGGUUUUACCAACUCCCUGUUGUCUUAAAUCCCUAUGUAUUUUGUCUUUGUUGGAACAAAUUUGCAGUGUCACUGGGAUUCACUAAAUGACUCACUGGAAUCUCAUACAAACAUUGACUCCAUUUCAGAACAAAUUAUGAUCUCUUGAACUUUUUUGAACAGAUGUGUGAUAAUGUGAUAUCAGUUCCAUUCUCUGAAUAAAAUU